Molecule: messenger RNA, 3246 nt
Organism: Coprinopsis cinerea okayama7#130
Lineage: Eukaryota; Fungi; Basidiomycota; Agaricomycetes; Agaricales; Psathyrellaceae
Product: heterokaryon incompatibility protein HET-C
Exons: 17
Coding region: 1-3246 (1081 amino acids)
Source: RefSeq, a predicted model, not a curated record
AUGGCUUUCACGCCAAGUCUAACUACAACGUUCCUGAUCGUCGCGACAGUCUGUAUUCUGCUGCCCCGGGCCCAUGCCUUCGGCGCUGGUGACAUUCCAGACUUUGCGUAUCUCAACGACAAGGCUUUCAGGCAUGGAGACAUCGAAUCUGUUUUGGAAAAUCUGGCCAAAACCGCGGGUCGUGCGGCAAUUGGAGGUGGCAACCUUCUCGCAUUCGCUUCAUCGGUCGUUUCUGCUGCCACCGGCCCUCGCAAAUUCAACAAGAACGAUAUCAAGAAAGUCUACUUUGGAAAUUGGUUGCGAGACUACUCCCAGUGUAUGGAUAUUGCGGGUUUGAGCAAGCUCUCUGCAGAAACCUUGGUUCUUGUCGUCUCUGUCCUCGGGUUCAUGACCUUUGGCUUUUCGACUGAAGAAUUCGAGGUCACCGCUGAGCGUCUCGGGGUUUAUCUUCCGGUGGAACACAUUGACAAUCCAAAGGGUUACGCAGAGAAGGAAGGGGAUGCUCGCGAAUAUCACCCCAAGCUGCGACCUCCCGUCGACCCUCGUGAACUUGAGAUUGAUCCGGAGACAGGCAUGAAGAACUACAUGGCCACUGAAGGUCAAGGCUGGGAUACGUCCACGGGAUUCAUUCGACGCACCUUGCGGGAGUGUAUCGAGUACGGCCGUCGUGCCAAUGGCGAAGAGAACGCGGACCUGUGGGAGGCUUACAGGCUCCUCGGAACUGGACUGCAUACCCUCGAGGACUUGAUGGCCCACAGCAACUGGUGCGAGCUCGCCCUUCGUAAGAUGGGUUACGAAGAAGUGUUUUGCCAUGUUGGAGACAAUGUCCUCGUCGACACGCCCAAUGGCCCUGCUCCUCCUUUAGUGACAGGUACCUUUGGUGGUGCCGACUUCUUGCACUCGCUGCUUGGAGAGGCUGGCGACAAACUGAGCCAGGCCAGUGUCACUGACCUGUCUGGAAAGCUGAACGAAGCCCAACAAAGCGGAGGUGCCGACCUCGGCCCCUUGAAGAACAUCCUCAGCCGGAUUAUGGGAGGCAGUAGCGAAGAAGAAGAGAAACUCAACCAAGGAGAAGAAAUGAAGGAAGCUGCCCAAGGAUACCACUUCGAUCCUGACAAUAUUGCACCCCCCGAGGUCCAACAGAAGCUCCUUGACCUCCUCAAGUGGCACGACGACGUGAUGAGGAACGUCACCAAGAAGAUGGCCAUGGUUCCUGGCCUUAACAACUUGCUCGAGGAGUUCAGCAACGCCCUGAAUGGCUAUAUCUACACCGUUCUCGCUCCAUACCUCACUCCCAUCUUGGCUCAAGCCACCUCAGUCUUGGACGAAGGCAGCAAGGCAGUCAUUGAUAGCGAAGACCAAUAUGAGGUUUUCGAUAACCCCGACGCUCAUGACCCCUCCCACAGUCUGCUUUCCAAAGAUCACUUCGGCCUCAUUCUCAACGAGCCUGCAGGGAAGAUUGCUCAGAUCAUCGUCGAACAUACCGUCAACCAUAUCGUUCAGGCGUGGUACAAUGACGAGGACCCCGACAGUGUCCUCAAUGUCAUCCUCGAGGCAUUCCAUCAUCCCUACUACAACACUGGCAAUUCAGAGGUUCAGCACAAAAUGUUCGAGCACAUGCAAAAGUGGAUCGGUGGCUUGGGCCCUGACGAGGCGGCACAGACUAUUGAGGCUCUGACCAAGGAAAGUGUGCGUGAGCACAAGAACAAGCGUCUCGGCUCAGAAGGUCAUAGCUUUGACGAGCCUGGAUAUGGUGGCUGCAGUCACUCCUACAAACCAUCCGGUGGCUACUCUUCAGGUGGUACGAACAAGCCCUCCUACAAGACUGGUGUCGGCGCUGCGGCUGGAGCCGGUGCUGCAGCGAGCUAUUAUUCCGGAGGGCGUCAGGAUACGACCGGCUCAGGUGGGAGGAAGAAUGAAGGGGGAUAUGGUAGGCAAGACAAUACUGGAUAUGGUGGACGACAAGACAAUACCGGAUAUGGUGGCAGGCAGGGUACCACCUAUGGACGACAGGACACUAGCUACGGGAGACAGGAAACCACUGGGUAUGGUCGGCAGGACACCGGCUAUGGACGACAGGAAACCGCUGGCCACGGUGGUCGACAAGACACUACUGUGUAUGGCCGGCAGGAUAACACCGGCUAUGGAGGAAGGCAGGACACCAGUUACGGAGGACGACAAGACAACACUAGCUAUGGGCGACAGGACCAGACGUCAUCGUAUGGCGGAAGGCAGGAGGCCGGUGGGUACGGUGGAGGCUAUGGCGGCCGCCAAGGGCAGGGCUCUUCUCAUGGUGGCAGGCAGGAGACCGUGCAGAGCACCUACAGCGGGGGAUAUGGUCGACAAGACACCUCUGGCUAUAGCGGAAGGCAGGAAUAUUCGGGUGGAUACCAGAAGGACGAGGGCUACGGCGGCAGGAGAAGGGAUGACGACUAUGGUAAACCCAAGUAUGGCGGAGGCUACGGGGGUAGGCGUGACGAUGACGAUAAACCGAAGUACGGGAGUGGCGGAUAUGGUGGACGCCGCGACGACGACGACAACAACAAGCCCAAGUAUGGAGGCGGAGGAUAUGGCGGACAUCGUCGGGACGACGAGGAGGAUAGACACAAGUACGGUGGUGGUGGAUAUGGUGGUCAACGACGAGAUGGUGAUGACAAGCCCAAGUACGGUGGAGGUUUCAGCAGCCAGCGCCGGGAUGAUGACGACAAACCCAAGUAUGGCGGGGGCUAUGGACAACGUCGUGACGAUGAUGACGACAGGCCCAAGUACGGAGGAGGCUAUGGUGGUGGCGGAUAUGGCGGUCAACGCCGCGACGACUCCGACGAUGACAGGCGCGGCAAGUCUAAGCACAAGCGCGACGAUUCGGACGACAAGCCCAAGUAUGGAGGACAGUACGGGAAUCAGGGUGGCCACCGCCGCGACGACUCCGAUGACAGGCCUAAGUACGGAGGCUCUCAUCGACGCAACGACUCCGAUGAGAAACCCAAGAAGUACAAGGAUGAUUCCGACGACGAGAAGAAGAAAAAGAAAUACCGCAGGAAGUCCAAGGAUGACGACUCGGACGAUGAUCGCAAGGAGAAGAAAGGGUAUCAGCCCUCAUAUGGCCAACCAUCCUACGGCAGUGGGUACGCGCCGAGUUAUGGCGGCAGUAACGAGACCUUUGGAGCGGAAAGAAUGAGGAUCUCUCACGACUCCGAUGACGAAGAUAGCCGCAAGUACAAGUACGGCGGUGGUCGUCGUUACUGA